Molecule: messenger RNA, 2254 nt
Organism: Trematosphaeria pertusa
Lineage: Eukaryota; Fungi; Ascomycota; Dothideomycetes; Pleosporales; Trematosphaeriaceae
Product: GMC oxidoreductase
Exons: 3
Coding region: 350-2221 (623 amino acids)
Molecular function (GO): flavin adenine dinucleotide binding; oxidoreductase activity, acting on CH-OH group of donors
Source: RefSeq, a predicted model, not a curated record
AGGUAUUGACCGGCGGCAUGGCAACAUGCGUUGAUUGGAGACCCAAACUUCUCAAGGAACCGUCACAUGCAGUAUCUUAGUCAGGCAUCCUCGCGUUCCACAGUAGGAAGAUCGCGGCAUUGGCUCGAAUUGGGUAUUUAGGCUUUGUGGCUUCAUUGUCUAGUCGUGUCCCCGCAAAUCCCCGCUUCAACCGCGCCGCUUCAGCUGGGCCUCGCAGCUGCCUUGUAGGGCAGCAUAAAGCGGACAAGGACCGCUCUUCCACUAGGUACUCCCCACCUCUUCUAAUUUCUCAAAAUACCACGAACACCAAACAGCCGUUUUUGAAGUUGUUCUCGAACCAUCCGCCAUCAUGUCCCCCGAAGAGUUCACGCAGAAAUCCUAUGACUAUGUCAUCUGUGGUGGUGGAACAGCGGGCCUGGUGCUUGCUGCUCGUCUCAGUGAGGACCCAAACGUCACCGUAGCAGUCCUGGAAGCAGGAGAGUCGCGCUUGGAUGACCCUUUGAUCGACGGCCCGAACCUGUUCAUCCAGACCUGGGACAAGCCAGAAUACGACUGGUGCUUCAAGACCGUCCCCCAGAAAGGAACCGAAGGCCGCGUUCACGGUUGGGCUCGCGGAAAAGUCCUUGGUGGCUCCUCGGCCAUCAACUACAACAUGUUUUCGAUGGCUUCCAGGCAGGACCUGAACAACUGGGCCGAGCUAGGAAAUGAGGGAUGGGGCUUCGAUGACCUUGCUCCGUAUUACCGGAAGUUCGAGACGUACAAUCCGCCUUCCAAAAUCUUGUCCUCCAAGAUCAACGAUAAAUAUGUCGACCCAUUAUUGCGCGGUACCGACGGUCCCAUCCAGAUCUCGUUUUGUGAGGCCGACUUCUCGUGGCACCAGGAAGUUUGGCCUGAAACCUGCAUUAAUGCCGGAUAUCCAAUGCCAAAGGAUCCGCGUACUGGGUCUGCGAUCGGCGGAUUCAACCAGUUGACGACUGUUGAUCCUAAGACUAUGCGAAGGUCAUACUCUGCGAGAGACUACUACGAGCCGAACGCUGGGCGACCGAACCUCACACUCUUGACCAAAGCUUUGGUCGCCAAGAUCGAGUUCGAGAAUAGCGACUCUAAGGACGCGACAGCAACGGGGGUGUCCUUCAGCGUUGAUGGCACCACCUAUUCUGUCAAAGCCAGCAAGGAAGUCAUUGUCUGCGGAGGCGUCGUCAACUCUCCCCAGAUUCUCGAGCUCUCUGGCAUCGGGUCACCCAGCGUUCUCCAGAAGGCUGGCAUCGAUGUCAUUGUUGAUAAUCCAGGUGUAGGAGAGAACUUGAACGACCACGCAGCGACGGGAAUUGCUAUUCAAGUCAAGGACGAAUAUCCCACGGCAGAAGUGCUCAUCAGAAGUCCGGAGAUUACGCAACAAGCGAUGGAGGCAUACAUCGCUCACAAAGCCGGCCCGUUCACUAAUGCUCCCACGACAUGCGGUUUCGCCUCCUUGAAGCUAGUCGACCCAGAUCUAGCCGAUGCGGAGAAGCACGUCCAAUCGCUAGUAGAAGACUACCUGAAGAAGCAUCCUGAUUCUGAUCCGGCCGGUCGGGAUGCUUUGCUCGCGCGUCAGGUCCUCGACCCGAACGAGGCCAUCACCCAGAUUGUGUUGCUCUGCAUAGGUGCAGAUAUUCGUAACUGCGAUACGCCGUCUAAGCUGUUCCUUCAUGAUACACCCGGUAACUGGAUCGUUAUGGGCGGCUGUAGUACUCGGUCUUUGUCUCGCGGAAGUAUUCACAUUCAGUCUUCCGACCCUACUCAACACCCUACAAUUGAUCCCGCAUAUUUCAGCCACCCUCUAGAUCUCGACUUGUCCGCUCGCACUGUCCUUCACGCCCUCAAGCUGGCAGAAUACGAACCCCUCCGAUCCAAGCUGAAGCUCGACGAGAAUGGGGAUAUCAUUCUCCAUCCUGGAGUGGCUUUCAAGCCGAAGACGCUAGAGGAGGCGAAGAAGAUUGCGGAAGGGAAUACUGUGACCGAGUAUCAUCCGAUUGGCACAUGUGCGAUGUUGCCGAGAGAGAAAGGAGGCGUGGUCGACAGCAAAUUGAAGGUCUAUGGGACCAGUAAUGUCCGGGUUGUGGAUGCUUCUAUCUUUCCUACGCAUGUGCAGGGAAACAUUGUCUCCUUGGUGUAUGCGGUCUCUGAGAAGGCGGCAGACUUGAUCAAAGGGAAGGCUACUGAUGGCAUGAAUGGUCAUUAAGGAGUGGAAAAUGCCUUGAUAUCUGCGAGAUUC